AUGAUUUCAGUAUUUGAAGAAGCUGAUCGCCAAGCUAAUCCAAGCUCGGAAUUUUGACAGGAAUGCAAUUUUUCAAACAUUUCUGAUUUACAAAACCACACAGUUUUUGAAGGUGAGCUUGAAAUUUUAAAAAAUCAAAAUUACCUCAAGGCAAAAAAGUUUGUACUCACAACUACUUCUUUAUACGCUUUAUCUAAAUCCAACCAAAUCAAAAAAUACGCGUUUAUUGCGUGCAAAACUGUUCAACCAUUUACAGAGGAGAAAGGAGCAGUAAAGAGAUUUGGAUUUAGGCUGGGCAAAGGAAGUAUUUUCUACGAUUUUUAUGCACAGACAAACAAAGAGCUAGACUUGUGGCUGAAUUUCCUCAAUUCAAUUUGCAUUUUAUCAGACAUAGAAGAGGAUUAUGUGAUUAUCAAAAAAAUUGGCAAAGGGAAUUACGCAAAGGUAUAUUUGGUCCAAGAUGUAGAUAACUAUGAAGAGUUCGCUUUGAAAUCGAUUUCAAAGAAAAAACUAUUAAAUAGUACUAGAGGGGUCUCAGCAGUCGUCAAUGAAAUUAAUAUAAUGAAAAAACUACAUCAUCCCAACCUGGUCGCAAUUCACAGAGUCUAUGAAAGCGAAAAACAUGUAAAUUUGAUAUUAGACUAUGUCAAAGGAGGAGAUCUGUUCCAAAGACUGCUGAAGAAGGUCACCUUUUCAGAAUACAAUGCAUGCUGUUUCAUCAAAAAUCUGUUGGAGGCAUUAAGCUAUAUGCAUGAGUUAAAAAUUGUUCACAGAGAUCUGAAACCAGAAAAUAUUCUAAUGAUGUCCAGCGAAGAUGACACAAAAAUCAAACUUGUCGACUUCGGGCUCGCCUGCGAAAUAAAAAACAAUGGAUUUUUGAAAUGCGGGUCACCUGGAUACGUAGCUCCUGAAAUAUUGAGAAAUAUGCCCUAUGGGACCAAGAUUGACGUUUUUAGCGCUGGGGUCAUUCUCUACAUUAUCUUAUGUGGGAGAGUCCCAUUUGCUGGAAACGCACAGCAAGACGUGCUUCAGCAAAAUAAACAGUGCAAAAUUUACUUCAAGCCAAAACACUGGAAAAAUAUCUCAAAAGCAGGGAUAGACUUAGUACUGAAAAUGACUGAUCCUAACCCAGGCACACGAAUUAGUGCUAAAGAAGCUUUAGAGCAUCCAUGAAUUCGUAAGCAGCAGCCAUCAUCUGCGAGUUUUGAUGCGCUUUCACAGUCUCAGCCCAUCAAUUUGAAUUCAGAUGGAUUAAUUUCGCAUGCGAUGAUGGAAAGAAUAAAUAACACAACAAGAGGAGUGACAAAUUAUCUGCCCUUACCUGUUCCUUUCGUAGGAACGAACACUGAAUCAAGAGAAGAAAUUCCAGCCAGUACGAGUAGAGCGUUUCAGCUUUUAUUGAAGCUGAGAGAAGACGAUACAACGAGAAACUAA
Blepharisma stoltei is the source of this 1434-nucleotide messenger RNA. The record is from the annotation of a GenBank genome assembly. NCBI's taxonomy places the organism in Eukaryota, Ciliophora, Heterotrichea, Heterotrichida, Blepharismidae.